Zychaea mexicana is the source of this 1658-nucleotide messenger RNA. RefSeq names its product putative diphthamide synthesis protein-domain-containing protein. The record is from RefSeq and is a predicted model, not a curated record. The coding region runs from base 142 to 1629 and encodes 495 amino acids. Gene Ontology annotation, molecular function: 2-(3-amino-3-carboxypropyl)histidine synthase activity. The transcript has 10 exons. Lineage: Eukaryota; Fungi; Mucoromycota; Mucoromycetes; Mucorales; Lichtheimiaceae. Gene Ontology annotation, biological process: protein histidyl modification to diphthamide.
CAUAAACCACCGUUAUUGGUACAGAAUGCUCUGCGCAAUGCGUUUCUGAGCAUUUCUGGUAAAUGAAAAAAGUGAGACAGAGAGAGAGAGAGAGAGAGUGGGGAGUUGUUGGUGGUUAAGUGGGUGAGACCAGCUGUAGAAAUGAAAGGUAAAACAAAAAAGUGGCACCAUCUGGACCCCACCUUCCCCUCUGCUUUCUCUCCGCUCAAUGCUCCGGUUCUCCGCGAAGCCACCAACCACCCGGAAAAGUUAAGGUGGUCAAGGCACUACUUGCUUUACACACUUUUUGUCCAACUCUGCCUUAACAUUAAAUAUACAAUGGAGAAACCAGUGGAAAAACAACCAGAAGAGGAGAAACCUAAAGAACAUACAGCAACACCACGAAAGCGAUUUGUCGGUCGUGCACGCAAUGCUGCAGCAAAAGCGUCAGAGGACACGCCAGCUAUUGAAGACGGUGCUGUUGGUUUCGUCAAGUCACGACGACCAAGAACGAGUCGUGUAGCAAACCAAAUUCCUGACGAAAUCUUGAACGAUCCGUUAUUAAAAAAGGCGGUCGAGCAGUUACCGUCCAACUAUAAUUUCGAAAUCCACAAGUCAGUAUGGCGGAUACGAAAAGCUGAAGCAAAAAAAGUGGCUAUCCAGAUGCCGGAAGGCCUAAUGAUGUUUGCCUGUGUGAUUUCGGAUAUUCUCGAAGUCUUUUGUCAAGUGGAAACGCUUAUUAUGGGUGAUGUGACAUACGGUGCAUGUUGUAUCGACGAUUACACAGCGCGUGCAUUAGGGUGCGACUUUUUGUUACACUAUGGUCAUAGCUGUUUAGUUCCCGUGGACGUUACACCAAUUAACACGUUGUAUGUUUUUGUGGACAUUGGAAUUGACACGCAGCAUUUUGUCGAUACUGUGAAAAAGAAUUUUGAAGCGGGAAAAAGGCUGGUUCUUGUCGGAACGAUUCAAUUUGUUGCAGCUUUACAGUCUGUACGCGAAAUAUUACAACAGGAUUAUACUGUCCUCAUACCCCAAUCAAAACCAUUAUCUCCUGGUGAGAUUUUGGGUUGUACAUCGCCAAAAUUGCCUGAAAUGGAUGCCAUUAUUUAUCUAGGUGACGGCCGAUUCCAUUUGGAGUCCAUCAUGAUUCAUAAUCCUUCUAUUCCUACAUUCCAGUAUAACCCAUACGAUAAACGCAUCACAAGAGAACGAUAUGAUCACGUGGAAAUGCAGUCGCUUCGGAAACAUGCCGUAACCGUGGGCAAGGAUGCCAAAAAGUUCGGUUUGAUCUUGGGCACCUUGGGCCGACAAGGCAAACCACAAAUCAUGGAGUAUCUGGAAACAUGUAUCCACGAAGCAGGAAAAGACUCAGUGAUUGUCCUGCUUUCUGAGAUCUUUCCACAGAAGCUUGCCCAAUUUGAAGAUGUGGAUGCAUGGAUUCAAAUCGCAUGUCCACGGUUAUCCACGGACUGGGGCUAUGCGUUCGCAAAGCCUUUAUUAACACCCUACGAAGCAUCGAUUGCGUUGGGCAAGGCAUCAUGGCACGACAUUUAUCCUAUGGACUUUUAUGCUAAUGACAGCCUGGGUCCUUGGACACCGAAUCACGGGCGUAAUGUGAAACGAUCCACAAAACGACAACAACAAUAAUAAAAUAUUACAUGCUAAUAACUUUGUGG